Messenger RNA from Cladophialophora carrionii CBS 160.54, 4452 nucleotides. RefSeq lists its product as uncharacterized. Lineage: Eukaryota; Fungi; Ascomycota; Eurotiomycetes; Chaetothyriales; Herpotrichiellaceae. Bases 1 to 4452 code for a protein of 1483 amino acids. The transcript is spliced from 4 exons. The record is from RefSeq and is a predicted model, not a curated record. Gene Ontology annotation, molecular function: lipid binding.
AUGAGCUCCGAGAGGGAGAAGAACGAACUCAAGUCUCAAGGCGCGGUCGAGGCUGCCCAGAACCCCAACAGCUCCGUGACCGGCGACGAUGCGGCACGGGUGAUUCUGGACGAGAGCAAGAAGGCUGGUUCCGCUGCCCUGCAGUUUGAUCCUAAUGCCUCGCCUGAAGAAAAGGCCGCGCAAGCCAGAUCGACCCUGCAACAGGACGAUGGAAAGCCCGACCAGUACGAUCUACCUCCGCCCGAGCCCGCAGCUGUUGCCGCGAAAGCAAAUGCCCCUACAACCCAGCCUGGCGAGGCCAAUGGAGUGCCACCGGAGGAAGAAGAGCAAUGGCACAAGGUCGGCUGGGCUCCGCGCUUUGGCUCGGGUGAGAAGGAAGAAGAUCUGGACGAACGGAACUUAUUAGACCACCAGACAGUCCUCGAGGGCAAGCUGGAUGAGAAAUUCUUUGGUGAUUGGUACCAUAACACGGCGGUCAUCGUCUUUGCCUGCAUCGCAUCAUGGCUGAUUGCUACCCUCGGGGGCGGCCUAGCAUGGGUUCUCAUCGUCAUGGCUACGUGCGGCACCUACUACAGGACCUCGAUCAGACGUGUGAGGCGAAACUUCAGAGACGACAUCACGCGGGAAAUGGCUAAAGCACGCCUGGAGACCGACACGGAAAGUCUCGAGUGGAUGAACAGCUUCCUCGCCAAAUUCUGGCCCAUCUACGCCCCUCAGCUGGCAAAGGCCGUUAUCAUGUCGGUGGAUCAAGUUCUCAGCACAUCUACUCCAGCCUUCCUUGACAGCAUGAGACUCGAGGCUUUCGUUCUGGGUACCAAGCCCCCUCGUAUUGAACACGUCAAGACCUACCCUAGGGCGGAGGACGACAUUGUGAUGAUGGAUUGGAAGUUUAGCUUCACUCCAACGGACACCAUGGAUAUGACUGCUCGCCAGCUCAAAACCAAGAUCAAUCCAAAAGUGGUUCUUGAAAUUAGGAUCGGCAAAGGGCUCGUCAGCAAGUCCAUGAAGGUCAUUGUCGAGGAUUUUGAGUUCUCUGGUUUGAUGCGAGUCAAGAUGAAGCUGCAGAUCCCGUACCCUCAUAUCGAGCGUGUGGACAUCUGCUUCCUCGGCCGGCCGACCAUCGACUACGUUUGCAAACCUCUGGGUGGCGAGACAUUUGGCUUCGACAUCAAUUUCAUCCCUGGACUGGAGAACUUUAUCAAAGAACAGAUCCACGGAAACCUUGCGCCGAUCAUGUACGAACCCAACGUCUUUCCGAUCGAAGUGGCGAAACUGUUAUCAGGAAAUCCGAUCGACCUGGCAAUCGGAGUUGUUGCCGUUUCGAUUCACAACGCACACGGACUGAAGAACCCCGACAAGUUCUCAGGCACACCAGAUCCGUAUGUGAUUGUCUCCCUGAACAAUUCCAAGGAGCUUGCACGUACGAAGACAAUCCAUGAAGACCACAACCCCCGCUGGAACGAGACUCUGUACGUCAUCAUUACCAAUUUUACGGAUUCCCUUACAUUGCAGGUCUAUGAUUACAACGACGUCCGUAAGGACAAGCAUCUGGGGACGGCUACAUUCGCCUUGGACCGAUUGGAAGGAGCGACAGAGCACGAAAAUCUGUCCAUCGAUGUCCUCGCAAAUGGGAAGCACCGCGGAGUUCUGACUUGCGAUGUUCGUUUCUUCCCAGUCUUGGAGCCGGAAAAGCUCGAUACCGGAGAGAUAUUGCCGCCGCCAGAAUCUAACACGGGUAUUGCAAGAAUCACAAUCGAACAAGCGAAGGAUCUGGACGGCAGCAAAAGUAUGGUUGGUGCGUUCGAUCCCUACGCCGUGCUACUCCUCAACGGCAAGGAAAUCCACAAGACCAACACGCCCAAGCACACCAACAAUCCGGUCUUCUCUGACAAUACAAAGUCAGUGCUGAUCACAGAUCGCAAGAAGGCCCGGAUCGGCCUGGUGAUCAAAGACAGCCGCGACCUUGCAACAGACCCUAUAUUGGGCACCUACCAGAUCAAACUAGAUGAUAUGCUCAAGCUCGUUGAUAGCGGCCAGGAGUGGUACAACUUGCACGGAACCUCGACUGGGUCCAAGGUCAAGCUGGACCUGGACUGGAAGCCAGUCGCCUUGAAAGGCAUCACUGGUUCAGGUGGUUAUAUUACGCCGGUCGGUGUGAUGCGUAUCCAUGUCCAGAGUGCGAAGAACCUGCGGAAUUACGAGACCAUGGGCAAGUCAGACCCGUACGCCAGAGUCUUGUUGUCAAGCAUUAUGAAAGGCCGGACUGUUACCUACAAAAACGACCUCAAUCCUACGUGGGACGAGGUCAUUUAUGUCCCGAUACAUACACCGAGUGAACGGCUGAUACUCGAGGUGAUGGACGAAGAAAAGCUCGGCAAAGAUCGCUCAUUAGGGCUGGUCCAAAUUGCAGCUUCCGAUUACAUGAAAGAAGCUGAGGAGGGCGGCUAUGAAGUCCACGAUACAAAAGCCGAAUUAUCGGACGGACUGCGGAUGGGCGGUGCUGGUGAAGCAAAGGGCACCAUCCAAUACACCGUCUCCUUCUUCCCCACUUUGAAUGUGAUGGACCCAGAAGAAGAGGAAGAAGAGCGAAAGGCGCAAGCUGCGCUUGAAGCUACAGAUGGGCCUGCCACGCCCAGCCACAGCAAGAAGUCGUCCGUUGAUGCAAGACCGUCGACGGAUGUCGCCAGACAGAACGGGGACUUGCGAAAGAGCCUCGAUAAGGCUGGCAGGCUUAGCGGCCUCGCAAAUGGAGCGCCAUCCAUCCAAGAGUCUAUCGCAUCGGCCAAGAAGCAGGCUCCCAAAGUCAAAAUCACGCCAGAAGAUCUCCACAAAUACGAAUCCGGUCUCAUCGUAUUCAAUCUGGUCGAAGGUCAUUUCGCGCAGACGGAUGUGCAGCUCGAAGUGUUGAUGGACGAUCACGCCUUCCCAGCUUAUACCUCUUCCAAGAUUCGACAGAAGGAUCAUCACUUCGGUGAGACGGGCGAUGCCAUGGUUCGAGAAAUCGAUAUGUCUCGGAUCACUCUUCGCUUGACCGAGAAGGUCGACAAGACAGGCAAGACAGACGAUGACGAUAUCGUCGCCAAGUUGACUGGUCCUACGCUGCCUACCUUGCAGCAAUGCUUGUACAAGCCCACCGAGCUCACAUUGAGGAGCAACAACGGUGGUAUCAACAAGGUCGUGGUCGAUCUCAAAUAUCUGCCCGUCAAGAUGCAGCUUGACCCCAGCGAAAGCAUCAACAACAUGGGCACUUUGAGGGUUGACGUGAUGGAUGCGGCAGAUCUCCCGUCAGCUGAUCGCAACGGCUAUAGUGAUCCAUAUUGCAAAUUCAAGCUAAACGGCAAGGAGGUCUACAAGACCAAAACGCAGAAGAAGACACUUCACCCAGCCUGGAAUGAAUUCUUCGAGGUGCAGGUCCCAUCCCGGACAGCAGCCGACUUCCGAGUCGACGUCUAUGAUUGGGACUUUGGCGACAAAGCCGACCACCUGGGCUCCGCCGUGCUUAACCUACAGGUGCUGGAGCCAUUCCAGCCUCAAGAGCUCUCAUAUACCCUGGACGGAAAGUCGGGUGUUCUUCGACUUAGAAUGUUGUUCAAGCCCGACUACGUCGUCCGAACAAGGCAAGGAACGUCAACCUUUUCAGGCACAUUUGCACCAGCAGGCAAAGUGGUAGGUGCGCCGGUGAAGGGAAUCGGCAAAGUCGGCGGUGGGGUGGUGAAGGGUGCCUCUUUCAUCAAACAUGGCUUUUCUCGUGGGAAAAGCAGCAGAGAGGAAACACAGUCCAGUCUGAACGGUACAAAUGGCACAGCGGACGCUGCAGAAGGGGUAGUCACGCCGACCAUGGCCAGUCCAGCCAAAGACAGCUUAAGCCCGGAUGGUGCUACCACACCAGCGACUCCAGCUACGCCUUCGCCCAUGAUGCACAUUCGUACCAAGAGCAAUCAUUCAACAAUCACGGCUGCCAAAGGAGGAGAGACCGGCACGGCGAAUUUCGUGAUUGUGUCUGCGGCUGGCUAUGCUCCCAAGGCCGAUGUCCAGGUCGUCUUGAAGAUGGUUGGACCCAAAGGGUCGAAAGAAGUGCACAAGACCAAGGCCGUGAGAUCGGCCUCAGGAACGGUCGAAUACGAUGAAAACCAAGAGAGCUUCAAGGUGCCGUGCUCGGCAGAUACGCAAUUCGUGUUGCAAGUCAAAGACCACGAUAUGUUACGGUCCAAAGACCUCGGCGAGGCCAUGUUCUUCGUCUCCGACCAAGGAAGUGGUUCCGAGCAAUCUGUCAAAGCUGGCUCUGGGACAGUCACCAUCCGCAGCAGCUUCGCAGCGAACAAUGGAGUCUCCACCGACGGUCUGCGGCCAGCGACCAGUGGACGAGACUCACCAGACUCUAAGCGAGAAGGACGACGAAGCUUCUUCGCACGAAGAGAUUUCAGCGGCUUCAGUGGGAAGCACGAGUCGUGA